AUGACUGUCUCCGAAUCCAGACUAUGGCAGCCCCUGAAGGUCGGCAACUCGCUUCUCUCCCAGCGCAUUGCCAUGGCUCCUCUCACCCGUUACCGUAACGACGACAACCACGCUCCCCUUGACAUGAUGAUCAAGUACUACUCCGACCGUGCUUCAGCUCCCGGCACUCUCAUCAUCAGCGAGGCCACUGGUGUUUCUCAGGCCGCCGAGGCUGAUCCUAACCUGCCUGGUGUCUCCACCGAGGAGGAGAUCGCUGGCUGGAAGCGUGUCUACGAGGGCGUUCACGCCAAGGGCAGCUUCAUGUUCCAGCAGCUCUGGGAUCUCGGCCGUGCUGGCAACCCCCAGUACGUCCAGAGCCGUGGCUUCAAGUACGCCUCCAGCAGCGCCAAGCAGAUGGAGGGCCGCCCUGUCCCCCCCGAGGCUCUGACCGAGGAGGAGAUCUACCAGAAGAUUGCCGAUUUCCGAAACGCCGCCAAGAAUGUCGUUGCUGCCGGUGGUGACGGUGUUGAGAUUCACGGUGCUCACGGUUACCUCGUCGACCAGUUCACUCGCGAUAGUAUUAACAGCCGCACUGACAAGUGGGGUGGUUCCGUCGAGAACCGCGCUCGCUUCCUGCUCGAGAUUAUCAAGGCUGUUGUCGAGGAGAUUGGUGCCGAGCGCACUGCUCUGCGUCUCAGCCCCUUUGCCACUUUCCAGGGCUCCUUCUCCACCGACACCUGGGAGCAGACUGGUUAUAUUAUCCGUGAGCUGAAGAAGGCUGGAUACAACCUCGCCUACCUGUCCCUGGUUGAGCCCCGUGGCAACCCUGUCAACCUCGGCAUCGUUCCGGCCCAGCCUAUGGACGCCGUCAAGCCCUUCGGAGACAAGGCGCAGGAACUCGAGUUCAUCCUCGAGGAGUGGGACAACCAGUCUCCUGUGUUCGUUGCCGGUGCUUACAUGCCCGACACAGCAGCUGAGGCUCUCGAUGGACGCUACAAGAACUGGGAUGUCGCCAUUGCCUUUGGCCGAUACUUCAUCUCCAACCCCGAUCUGGUCUUCCGAGCCAAGAACGGCGUCCCCUUCACCCCCUAUGACCGCGAGACCUUCUACGUGAAGAAGAGCAGCGUCGGAUACAACGACUAUCCUUUCAGCGAGGAGUACCUUGCCGCUACUAGCGAGCCUACUGCUCGCAUUUAA
Messenger RNA from Ilyonectria robusta, 1176 nucleotides. RefSeq lists its product as uncharacterized. The record is from RefSeq and is a predicted model, not a curated record. The coding region runs from base 1 to 1176 and encodes 391 amino acids. NCBI's taxonomy places the organism in Eukaryota, Fungi, Ascomycota, Sordariomycetes, Hypocreales, Nectriaceae. The transcript has a single exon. Gene Ontology annotation, molecular function: NADPH dehydrogenase activity; FMN binding.